This is a messenger RNA of Pteropus alecto (black flying fox), 6420 nucleotides long. RefSeq names its product centrosomal protein 72 (gene CEP72). The record is from RefSeq and is a predicted model, not a curated record. Gene Ontology annotation, cellular component: centriolar satellite. Gene Ontology annotation, molecular function: protein binding. Lineage: Eukaryota; Metazoa; Chordata; Mammalia; Chiroptera; Pteropodidae. Bases 2849 to 4579 code for a protein of 576 amino acids. The transcript is spliced from 11 exons. Gene Ontology annotation, biological process: spindle organization; centriole replication; regulation of protein localization to centrosome.
AGGCCUUCUUGUUGGAGUCACCCUUGUAGCUUACGUAGUGUUCCUAUGUCCCUGAUAAUUUUCUAUGUUGAGGCAUCUGCUUUGUCUGAUGUGAGUAUAGCCACUCCAGCUUUCAUUCGAUUGGCGUUUGCAGGGCAGUCUCUUUUCCCAUCCACUUAGUACUUAAUGUUUUAACCUACCUUAUUACGUUUGAAAUCAGUUUCUUGUACAGUGUAUGGUUGCUCAUUUUACUCCACUCUGCCCAUCUCUGCUUUUUAUCGUGUGUUUAGACCACUUACCUUUGUAGUAAUUAUCAAUAUAGUAGGGUUUAAGUAUGUCGUUUUCUUUUUUUCUUCUUUUGUUUCUUUUUUUCUGCCUUUCUGUUGAAUAAUUUUUAGUUUUCCAAUUCUGAGCAUCUCUCUUGGUAUAGCUUCUUUGGUAGUUGCCUUACACAUUGCGGUCUGCAUGUGUGGACAUUUGUCAUCUCCAGCGACACGCAGAGCCCUCACCACCAUCUAGGUUUCGUUAUCACCCGCUUUACAAUUUAGUUGUGUUGAUUAUUUCCUGUAUGUGCUUUGAGAGCUGCAUUCAUGAUAUAUAUUGGAUAGGCAUCUAACAUUUUAAAUAACUCCGAAGGAAACGCAUUUGCCCACCUUUACUUAUUCCAUUUUUUUUUUUCAUUCUAGGUUUCCUUCUUUUAUCUUUCCUUUCUGUUUGACCACCUUGAGCAAUUACCUUAGGACAGGUGUGCUGGUGACAAAUUCCCUUGGUGUUCAUUCUAGAGUACUUUCAUUUCGCCUUCGGCCCUGAAGGCCGUUUCUGGUGGAUACAGUUCUGGGUCGAAAGUUCUUUUCUUUCGGCACUUUUCGGGCCCGCCUUGUCCCUGGGUCAUCCCCUGCCACGGGAAUUGUUCUUCCCAGGGGCGAUGCCUUUUUUCUCUGGUUGCUUUUGAGAUCCUUUCAUUGUUUUAGGUUUUCGGAAGUUUGAUUCCGAUGUGUUCAGGGCAUGGCCUUUUUUGCCUGUAUUCUGUUGGGUUGGGGUUUUUUCAACUAAUUGAAUAUGUAGGUUUAUAUCUUUUGCCAAAUUUGGGGAAUUUUCAGACUUUGUUUCUUUAAUUUUUCAUUUUUAGCCAUACUACCUUUCUCUUCUGGGAAUUGUAAGUGGGACCCAAUAACUCGAAUCUUAGAUCCCUGUUCCUCCCACAGGCCCCUGAAGCUCUUUUCUUUUUUUAAAAAAUAUUUUCUUUCUGUUGGUUGGAUAGGACAAUUUUGGUCAGUCUAUCUUUACUCUUUGAAUUUUUUUCCUCUGUCAUCGCCAUUCUGUUAUAGAGUUCUGUGAUUUUUUGUUUUAGUUAUUUUUUAUGUCUGAAAUUUCUGUUUCUUUAUAUCUUCUCUCUCUUUGCCAAGGCUUCCUACAUUUUCAUUUGUUCGAGAGUAUUUGUAAUUUCUCACUUAAUUUAUUUUUAUAAAGGUUGCUUUAAAAUCCUUGUUAGAUAAUUCUGACAUGUCAAUAUUGAUGUCUGUUGAUUGUUUUUCUCAUUCAAAUUGAGAUUUUACUAGUUCUUGGUCAUUUUUUAUUGUAUCUUGGACAUUUUAGAUGUUAACGAUGACACUGCUUUUUAUUUAAAUCUUGUUACUCAUUGCUGGCACCAGCUGGGCACUGCCUUGUUGCCGAGGCAGUCGCCGGGCCCCUGUCACACAUGUGGGCUCUGCAGAUGCCUGCGGGCCACCUCAUUCCAGCCAGGCCAGGACAGUAGUCAGGACCCGCUCACAUGGCCCCUGUGCUGGGCACUGUGCAAGGCCAGGUGUAUGAAGUGCAUUUGUUUUUCUUGGUGUUAGGCUGGAGAGGGGCUGGUGGUGUCCGGGGCCUGUCCUGCAAGGCUGCCCCCCCUUCCCCCGCGCCCGGUCCUUUAACUGUGGACAGCAGACUUACCCUUAUUUUUUGGUCACUGUCCACUGGCAUUUCUGGGUUGCCAGCUUCUUUGGCACUCGGAUGAGGAUGUAUCAGGAGACCAAACAAGCAAACAAGACCCCAAAUUAACCCCGGACAUUGACUGCUCGACCAUUAUCUUGAGGUCUCUAGGUAGUUGGCCUUGUGCUCCCACCCUUCAGAGUUAUCUGGUGUUUGUUUUGUAUACUGAUGUCUAGGGUUUUUAAGAUAAUAAGUGGGGACUAGAAGCCUGCAAACCAAUUUCAGAUUUAAUUGACAUGUGUUUUAAAACAUAAGCGUUCCUUGGAAAGCAUUGGUGUCUAGAGAUCCAAACUGUCUCUUUGGUUACCGAAUCUUAUUUUUGUAGCGGCAUUUAUUUAAUGGCUACUUAUUGGGUGUGCCAUGCAGAGGCAUUUGGCGCACAGAGCAUGCAGCCUGCCUUCGCGUGUAAUGGGCACGGAGUGGCCGGGUUGCUAAGCAGUGAUCCCUGCCUGGAGGCCUCACAGGCGAUGGGGCCAGGCGGCCCGCAGUGGAAGCGGGAGCCCGGCCAGGAGGGUGUCCUGGUGACAGGGUGUUGAAGAGAGAGGCGGCCGGGUGAGCUGCAGGCGUGGGCUUGGCGACGUUUUGGAGGUGAACAUAAGCUAAAACUUUAAAUGCAGUUCUUGUGCUUUUAAUAUUCAUAUUCAAACCUCGAGCGAGUUGCAUUAUUUUUGUGACUUCAGGUUAUAAGGUUACUAUAUGUUGCUUUUUAUGACAGUAAUUUAUUUUCAGUAAAAAAUAAGAUUGAAAUCUUAUAAUUUUCUAUUCUUAGCUGAACUUCGGUCAUUAUCUAUUCCUGGAACUUACCAAGAAAAGAUUACUCACCUAGGAAAUUCUUUGAUGAGUUUAACGGGUCUAAAAUCUUUAGAUCUCUCACGCAACUCCUUGGUUAGUCUAGAGCAUGAACCAGUACAGCAUUUUGUCCUGUGCACAGGGCAUUCAGUACCUGGCCGCGCUGGAAAGCCUCAACCUCUACUACAACUGCAUCUCCUUGCUGGCCGAGGUGUUUCGGCUGCACUCCUUGAAGGAGCUCGCCGACGUGGACUUCCGGCUGAACCCCGUGGUGAAGAACGAGCCGGAUUACCGCCUCUUUGUCGUGCGCCUGCUCCCGAAGCUCAGACAGCUGGAUGACCGCCCUGUGAGAGAGAGCGAGCGGAAAGCAUCCUGGCUGCAUUUUGCUUCAGAAGAAUCACUUGAUUCCACGCAGCGCUUCCUGACCGUUCGCAGAGUCGGAAGACCGUGUCCCUCCAGAGCCAAGUGUACCGACCCCUCAGCCAAGAAGUGCCUGGUCAUGGACGCGGAUGACGAGGCGGUCCUGAACCUCAUUGCCGAGUGCGAGUGGGGCUUGAGCAACCCUCCUGGGAGCUCCAGCCAGAAGGAGCGCGAGUCCGACUUCCACGGUCCCCAAGUAGAAUCCAGAUGUCCGUUGAGUCCUCAGUCGGCGCAGCACCAGUGCGGGGACUCCGUGAAGAGGGGCCGUGAGCAGAGAAGGGGCAGCUCCAGAGGGUGCGUUCCAGAGCCGUGGCCUCCAGGCCAGCACCAUGGACAGCAGCCCAGAGACCAGCCCGGGGCUCACCGCGCCCCGGGGCCGCACGUGCACCUCAUCCCACACCCAGGCUCCACAGACGGCGAGGACUCAACCCCAUCUUCUCAGAAGUCGAGUUUGUCAGCGCAGACCGUGUUAACCCCUUUGCCUGCUGCCGAAAAGUGCAGGAAGCGAAGGCUGCCUGGCGGGCGGCUCCAGGCCCCUGUAGACCGGGCGUGGCCGAGCGGCCCUGGGGAGAGCCUGAGCGGGCUGAGCAGCACUGCGGGCAGCAGCCGGAGGGACUCGUCUCGCUCAGAGGCGUCGUGGCCAGAGGAGCAGGAGCCCCGCCGCUCAGGCAGCGCCAGGGAGGUGUCUCCCAAAUUGCAGUCCGCUGUGCCGCCUGGGAAGCAGGCCUCCCUGGAGAUGGCACUUCUGGAAGCGCUCCUCGACCUGGUGGACAGGUACUGGAGUGGCUGCAAGUCCCUGCACGGCAACGAGGUGUUCCUAGCUCAGGCGAGACAUAUUUUGUCAUCUGUUGAAGAAUUGACAGCGACUCAGGACAGUUCGACAACUGUGAAUGAAGAAAUCAGCUACCUGGCUCUCGAGAACAAAUCUUUGCAAAAUCGCCUCGCCGACCAGCAGCAGCAGUACAGCCUGAAGAUACACGAGGUGGUGUCGGAUCUCGAGCGCGCUCGGAAGGAGAUGGACGACUUGAGGCAACAGCUCGACAGAUCUUCGGAGGAGAACAGUGGCUUGAAGUCUCUCCUGUUCAGCAUGAAGAAAGAAGCACAGAACGCAGACUCCUCAGCCGCCUUAAGCCUGCAGAUCCCGGGGCUGCAGACCAGCUUGCAGAGGCUCUCCGCUGAGAUCGGGGAGCUGAAGCAGCACCUGGAGCACUACGACAAGAUCCAGGAGCUGACGCGGAUGCUGCAGGAGAGCCACAGUUCCCUGGUCAGCACCAACGAGCACCUCCUGCGGGAGCUGGGCCAGGCGCGGGCGCAGCACAGGGCCGAGGUGGAGCAGCUGCACUGGAGCUACAAGGAGCUCAAGAAGACCAUGGCCCUGUCCCUGUCCCCACAGGGCAGCACCCGCCCGGGCGGCUGCUAGGCCCCCUGCCAGCCGGGAAGGGAAGCGGGAGUCCCUGGAACGCGGCCUUUCGAGCCGGCGGCCUGCACGUUUGUGCUCCUUCACCCGGGACAGGCACCUCAGCGCGUGAGGCUGGAAAUGUGUUCAGGGCCCACAGCUGUUUUCUAAGACGUUCUGAAAAGACAGGAUUAAUCCAAGGCCUUCACAGGUUUUGAGACAAAGCACAUUAACAUUUCGAGACAAGGAGAUCGUUAAUUUUUCGUCAAAUAUCUCGAUAAAGAAAAUGCAGUAUUUUUCUGCCUAAUGUAAAAGAGAGCUGUAUGUGAUUAUUAAAGAAAAUUUUUUGUGUAACAGGUAAUUUUUAUUUAAUAAACAAAUACAUUGUUCUAAAAAGUGGCUCUUUAUAAAUUAUAACUGAGUUUCUCAUUGAAUUCUUUUAUAAAACAAGCUGUAUGCACCAUGGGUGGUGAGCAGAAACAAGUAAGUUUCAGGAUUUAGUAAAAGUAACAUUUUUAGUUGUGAGAAUCAUUAAAAAAUGUUAUUUUGUGAUAUUAACAUCUCACAGUAAAGAUAUCUACCCAAGCCCUCUGUCUCUUGCUUAUAGUGUACUUCUGAAAAUUAGGUCAGAACAGGGCAUAAAAUUAGAGUCUUAGCUUAGACACUUCAUAGCUUAUGUAGUGCUUGCUUUCUUCGAUAAAACAGUUUUUAAAACAGUGCUUACUUGACUAAGGACGAGCGGGCCUGGAAGGGGGUGCUGUGUGUCGCUGCCGGGAUUCUGUCACUGGGGGAGUCGGGAGGGGAGUCCCCGCGCUUUGGGUGUCUUUUCCAGUUCUCUGUCUGGCCAUGGUUGUGUCCGACAGCUCUGGUUUUUGUAGCUUAGCCCGAAAAUGUGUCCUAGCGAAUGUAGUUUUUGUGUGUCAGGUGGGAUUUUUGUCAUUAGAUCAUUUUUUAUUUAUUUUAAAGAUUUUAAAUGCAUUUUAAGCUUGUAAAAAAUGAUCACCAUGUUUACUUUGUCUCACUAGAAUUUCAAUGAAUUUCUUAGAUCCGUGAGUAUAGUUUUCAUCAAAUUUGGAAAAGUUUUAGCCACCGUUUCUUCAGAUUUCUUAUUUGACUCGCUCUCCCUGCACAUCUGUCUGUCUGUCGUCUCCUUCUCCUCUCGGAACCCCAGUUUCACUUACGUUAGUCACCGAUGUCGUCCCCGCAGGUCACGAAACGUGGGCCUUUUUUUCAUCCUGUGCUCUCACUGCUUCAGUUGGGAUCAGCUCUUUUGCCCUGUCGGAAAGCUUUCCGAUCUUUUCUUCUGCCUUAGCUGCCUGCUGUUCGCCUAUAUAGUGAAUUUUUAAUUGCAGAAAUUACAUGUUUUUAGUUCUAAAAUUCCAGUUGGUUUUUUUAUUAUUGUUCUAUUUCCGAUUGUGUUCAUGUUUCAUUGAACUCCUUAAGCAUAUGCUUAGUAGCUUUACUAUAGGUCAUUCAAAUCGUCUCCAGAGCGGAUAGACCAGCUAACGCUCCUGUAGUACGUGACGACUUCUCUCGGCUCAUGUCUUGAGCACCUGUUGUCAGAGAUUUUAGCGUCUUCAUUCUAGAAAGUUUGUAAUAUACUGCCUGUGGUUUCAAUUUGCUUCUCCCCAGGUAUCGAGGGAGUUGAGUACCUUUUUGCGUGUUUAUUGACCACCUGAAUUUCGUUUUUUGUGAAGUGCUUAUUCAGGUGUUUUUCCCUAUUUUCCUGUUGGAUAGUCUGUCUCCUGUUUAUCUGCAGGAGUUAUUUAUAAUUCCGGAUAGUAGUACUUUGUGGAUUACAUUUGCAAUAGGUUUUUCUUCACUUUUUAAUGGUGUCUUUUGAUUAAAAGAAAUGUUAAACUUAA